CCUCCUCCCUCGGGGUCCCUCCACUUCCCCCCAUCUCUCUGAGGGACCUCGGUGCCUCCUCUCCCGGCCUCCUGGAUUGGUAGCCUGAGUGAGGAGGGCUGGGCACGGAGCCAGGAGGUGGGGACUCGGCUUAGGCAGCUAAUCAGGUCACAGGGUGAAAUUAAAAGGGAGGAGGAAAUCACCGACCCAUCAGAAUGUGCGCUCCUUCCUGGUGACUUGGUGCCCAGGAGAGGAGCUGGGGAGACCGGGCGCGCCGAGGCCGGGAGCCAGGGGCGCAGGAUGGCCCCGCAGAGAGCGGUGCAGCUGUCCCUGAAGAAGCCCACCUAUGCCGUGUGUGUGGUGGGAGUUGAGACGUACGUGGACGUUCACAGUGAUGUGCCCAAGGGUGCCGAGACCUUCGGGGUCUCCGGGAGCCCCGGAGUGGAGGUGUUCGUGAUCUAUGACCCAGCACGGGUGACAGUGCCCACAGGCAAGACCCACUGGCCCCUGGACGCCAACGUAGAUGUGACCGUAUCCGUGGACGCGGCCAGUAAGGCCUUACAUGAUCUCAAGGUGAAGGUCUCCUACUUCGGGCGGCAGGAGGCUGGCGCCCUGGGCCACAGCGUGCUUUACCUUACCGCUGUCGACGUGUCCCUGGAUGUCGACACGGGUCGCACGGGCAAGGUGAAGAGGAACCACGACGACAAGAAAACCUGGCGCUGGGGCCCUGAGGGCUAUGGGGCUGUCCUGCUGGUGAACUGUGACCGGGACAGUGUCGUGUCCGCGGGGCCCGACCUCACCAACAGCCAGCUGGCAACACUGGAUGACCUGCAGGACAUGUCCCCCAUGGUGCUGAGCUGCGACGGCCCAGACAGCCUCUUCAACACCCACAAGCUGGUCUUGGAUGUGCCGUUUUCUGAUUCCAGAAGAGUGGGGGUCUUCUGCGCUAGGGGUGGGACUUCCCUUGAGGACUACAAGCAGGUACUGGGACCUCAGCGUCUGUCCUACGAAGUUGAGCGGCAGCCGGGGGAGCGGAAGAUCAGCUUCUUUGUGGAGGGACUCGCCUUCCCCGACGUUGAUUUCUUGGGGCUGGUCUCCCUCAGUGUCAGCCUGGUGCACACGGGGACUCUGCCUGAGGUGCCCCUCUUCACAGACACCGUGGCCUUCCGCGUGGCCCCCUGGAUCAUGACCCCCAACACCCAGCCCCCCCUGGAGCUGUACGCGUGCAGUGUGGUAGACUCCCAUGGCUCAAAUAAGAAAUUUCUGGAAGACAUGUCUGACCUAGCGUUGAAAGCCAACUGCAAGCUGAUCAUCUGCCCUCAGAUUGAAAAUCGAAAUGACCGCUGGAUCCAGGACGAGAUGGAGUUUGGCUACACUGAGGCCCCUCACAAGGCCUUCCCAGUGGUCUUUGACUCUCCCCGAAACAGAGGCCUGAAGCAUUUCCCCUACAAGCGGAUCCUGGGUCCCGACUUUGGAUAUGUAACCCGGGAGAUCCUAUUCGCUGGUGCCUCUAGCCUUGACUCUUUCGGCAACCUGGACGUCAGCCCGCCCGUCACGGUGGGCGGCAAGGAGUACCCGCUGGGCCGGAUCCUCAUCGGCAGCAGCUUCCCCAAGUCCGGUGGGAGGCGAAUGGCCAAGGUGGUGCGGGACUUCCUCCAGGCCCAGCAGGUGCAGGCGCCCGUGGAGCUCUAUUCCGAUUGGCUCUCUGUGGGCCACGUGGACGAAUUCCUGAGCUUUGUGCCCACCUCCGACCAAAAGGGCUUCCGGCUGCUUCUGGCGAGCCCCAUCGCUUGCCUCAAACUGUUCCAACAGAAGAAAGAGGAGGGGUACGGGGAGGCGGCCCAGUUUGACGGGUUAAGACACCGAGUGAACAGAAGCAUUAAUGAGAUGCUGGCCGACAGUCGCCUCAGGAGGGACAGCCUCUACACACAGAAAUGCAUCGACUGGAACCGGGAGGUGCUGAAGCGGGAGCUGGGCCUGACCGAGCAGGACAUCGUGGACAUCCCCCAGCUCUUCUUCCUGAAGGGCUCCCACGCGGAAGCCUUCUUCCCUGACAUGGUCAACAUGGUGGUCUUAGGCAAGCACCUGGGCAUCCCCAAGCCCUUCGGGCCCAUCAUCGACGGCCGCUGCUGCCUGGAGGAGAAGGUGCGGUCCCUGCUGGAGCCUCUGGGCCUCCGCUGCAUCUUCAUCGACGACUAUUUGUCCUACCACGAGCUGCUGGGGGAGAUCCACUGCGGCACCAACGUGCGCCGGCAGCCCUUCUCCUUCAAGUGGUGGCACAUGGUGCCCUGAGCCCCCCUCCACCCGCCGUCCUCUCUGCCCACCUGCCAGGGAGCCCCACCAGGGAAGGGGGCGAGGAACUUCCACCCGGCCCCCGUCCUCGUGGGGGAGCCUCGGGCGCGUCUCCUCGAGUGCCUGUGAAUGUGCUGGCCACCGCAGGCCCCGGGACGCAGCGACGGACGCCCACACCCUCACCUCUGGAGUGGCCUGCACAGCCCGAGAGGGACCGUCCUCAUUCCUCCCUCCCUCUUCCCGAUCCGCCACUCCCAGAGGUUCUGGAAAAGAGCAACGGCCUCAGCACGUUCAAGGGCAGCCGCGUGUGGCCGCGGCUGUGCCCGACUUUGAGUCGCUCUCCCUCUGUUCUGAUAUUCCUCUCGCGGGUCUGCACCGGGAACGGCAUCCAUGGGGCCUGGGCUCAGAGGCAGGGGCCUGGUCUGUGGUUCUUGCAAGAGCAGGUGCAGGGAGGCGAGGCAGCCUCUUUUCCCGACCAGCUGUCCUCUCCUGCAGGGGACCCUCAACAUGUGACCUCCCAGCACCCCUCAGCCAUAUUUAUAGAGGCAAAUAAGGACAGGAAAACCUAGCAUCUGGGGCAACAAAACCCUUUAAUACCUGACUCCGUCCUCAGAAGGGUGCUUGUUACCUGUUUAGAAGGCCUUUAAUUACGAGUGCUGGCUGCUUCCGCCCCGAAACGCUGAGAGGCCAGAGAGAGGCCUCAGGAGGGCACACGCGAGGAAGCCUGGCAGGCGGGAGGCCAGGAUGGUGGAGGGGGCCGAGGCAUGAGGACAAACGGCGGGGCCUGGCCUCUGUGUCUUAGGUCUCCCUGCUUCCGAUUCUCGACUCUGGAUGUGAAGGGGGCUGGCCGUUCCAGAUGUCACAGGGGAUAGGAGCCCAGAUGUUA
This is a messenger RNA of Felis catus (domestic cat), 3157 nucleotides long. RefSeq names its product peptidyl arginine deiminase 1 (gene PADI1). Gene Ontology annotation, cellular component: cytoplasm. The transcript is spliced from 16 exons. Lineage: Eukaryota; Metazoa; Chordata; Mammalia; Carnivora; Felidae. Gene Ontology annotation, molecular function: calcium ion binding; protein-arginine deiminase activity. Bases 280 to 2271 code for a protein of 663 amino acids. The record is from RefSeq and is a predicted model, not a curated record.